CAGAGUUGGAGGCGGUGGCGUUUGCUCUCCUUAGGGGGCGUCUUCGGGAGCUCCGCGGGACGCAGGCCGGAGAGGCCGCCCGGCGCCAGCACCUUCCGGCUCCUGGGGCGGCGGCGGCGGCGGCGGCAUCGGCGUCCAGGCCAUUUCUAGAAGCGCUCUGGCCACACUUGGCUCUGCUUUGGGGACACGUCUGAAGGUGCUGGGGGACUGUAUGCAGUGCCAAGAUUUAAACCACUGUUGCAGCCAUAUGCAAAGUUCUAAAUGGCUUCUAAGAAGUUGGGUGCAGAUUUUCAUGGGACUUUCAGUUACCUUGAUGAUGUCCCAUUUAAGAUAGGAGACAAAUUCAAAGCGCCAGCUAAAGUUGGUCUACCUAUUGGCUUCUCCUUGCCUGAUUGUUUGCAGGUUGUCAGAGAAGUACAGUAUGACUUCUCCUUGGAAAAGAAGACCAUUGAGUGGGCUGAAGAUGUUAAGAAGAUCCAAGAAGCUCAGCAGGAAGCAGAACGCAGGGCCGAGGAAGCAGAGGCUACGGUGAAUCCCCAGAGCGGCCCAGAGGGCGACAGCAAAUUCUCCAAGACCCCCAGCACAGCCACAAUGCCGCCCCCCAUCAACCCGAUCCUCGCCAGCUUACAGCACAACAGUAUCCUCACCCCUACCCGGGUCAGCAGCAGCGCCACGAAGCAGAAAGUCCUCAGCCCUCCCCACACGAAGGCAGAUUUCAACCCCGCCGACUUUGAGUGCGAAGAAGACCCGUUUGAUAAUCUGGAGUUGAAGACUAUUGACGAGAAAGAAGAGCUGCGCAAUAUCCUGGUCGGAACCACUGGACCCAUUAUGGCUCAGUUAUUGGACACUAACUUGCCCCGGGGCAGCUCCGGGUCCGUGUUACAGGACGAGGAGGUCCUGGCGUCCCUGGAGCAGGCCACCCUUGAUUUCAAGCCUCUUCACAAACCUAACGGCUUUAUAACCUUACCCCAGUUGGGCAGCUGUGAGAAGAUGUCGCUGUCUUCCAAAGGCCCCCUGCCCCCCAUCCCCGCAGUGAGCAAUAUCAAAUCCCUCUCCUUUCCCAAACUGGACUCUGAUGACAGCGGGCAGAAGACAGCCAAGCUGGCGAGCACUUUCCACAGCACAUCCUGCCUCCGAGACGGCCCGUUCCCGAGUUCCCGGAAACCUUCCACCCAAAGCAGUGCCAGUGAGCUCAACGGGCAUCACACCCGGGGGCUUUCCGCUUUGAACUUGGACAGUGGCACCGAGGUGCCCGCCCUGCCUGCCUCUGAUCUCAUCUCCCAGAUGCCUUCCCUCUCUGUCUUGUCUGUGUGCACAGAAGAAUCAUCACCUCCAAAAACAGGUCCCACGGUCACACCUCCUAAUUUCUUAAUGUCACAAGUGCCCAAUGCCCCCAGCUGUCCCCAGGCUUGUUCUGAACUGCAGACACUGUCACCCAGUGAGCAGCAGUGUGUGGAGACGGUCGUCAACAUGGGCUACUCGUACGAGUGUGUCCUGAGAGCCAUGAAGAAGAAAGGCGAGAAUAUCGAGCAGAUUCUCGACUAUCUCUUUGCACAUGGACAGCUCUGUGAGAAGGGCUUCGACCCUCUCUUAGUGGAAGAGGCUCUGGAAAUGCACCAGUGUUCGGAGGAGAAGAUGAUGGAGUUUCUUCAGUUAAUGAGCAAAUUCAAGGAAAUGGGCUUUGAACUGAAGGACAUUAAGGAAGCUCUCCUGCUGCACAACAAUGACCAGGACAAUGCUCUGGAAGACCUCAUGGCUCGGGCGGGCGCCAGCUGAGACCAGGCCCGCCACAGCCCUGCCACGGAACCACCCCUGCAGGCGCCUUCCAGAGCCCAGCUGUGGGGAAGGAGAACGGGCGCACUUCUGGAUAGUCUUUUUUUUGGGGGGGUGGGUGGAAGACUGCUCAUCAGUCUGUGAGCCUAGGCCCUGAGCUGGGGAGGAAGUGGGGGAGAUUGGGGCCUGCGAGUGCCCCCUAGAACUUACUGGCUUCUUUCACAUUAAAUGCAUUUGUAUUUGAGAAGUGUCCUUCCCACCUUGGCCCCCAGGAGGCAUCCCGGGUUUCCUCAGCCGAAACCUGGCCUAGCUGCCAAGGGAGCUGGGGAGAAGGGGUGGGAGGGCCAGACUCAGUGCUGCUUUGGGGCGAGAUGCUUCUCUCCCGGACACUGGGGAACUGAGCUCGAACCCAAGUUGAGUGCAAUUGAAAGGUUCCGCCAGGGUUUUCUUUCUUUCCCCCUUUUAAACAGUCUUUAGUGUUACACUGGUUCUGCAAGUCUCUGAGGUGCAGAGUGCCUGUUCUCCCAGGGGCUCCCAAGUUUGCCUCUUCUGCCAGGCAGUCACCAAUGCUUUCCUGCCCCAGCCUAGGCCACAACCCCAGCUACCCAGGGUACCUGGGUCCCCCUGCUCUAGGAAGCAGCUGUCAGUUGAAUAAAUUGGCCGCUUCCUAGCCCUGAGGCAGGGGCACUGGCCUCGAUGUAGUCGCCCAGCACUAACUGCACCUCAGUUCUCCUCGGAGGACAGCCUCUCUCUCCACCCCCGCUCCAGGACGACACGAGUAACAGCUAGUCAGUAGAGAUUGGUCUCUUCGGUUUGUUUUGUAUUAUGUUGUACAUCAUUAAAGAUCUAAAUACAAAGGAUAUACAGUCUUGAUGAAUCUAAAGUAAUUUGCUAACUAUUUUGAUUCUUCAGAGAGAACUACUAAUAAAAAUAUAAAAGGUA
Messenger RNA from Sorex araneus (European shrew), 2715 nucleotides. RefSeq names its product ubiquitin associated protein 1 (gene UBAP1). The transcript has 8 exons. Lineage: Eukaryota; Metazoa; Chordata; Mammalia; Eulipotyphla; Soricidae. Gene Ontology annotation, biological process: ubiquitin-dependent protein catabolic process via the multivesicular body sorting pathway. The record is from RefSeq and is a predicted model, not a curated record. Gene Ontology annotation, cellular component: ESCRT I complex. Gene Ontology annotation, molecular function: ubiquitin binding. Bases 262 to 1776 code for a protein of 504 amino acids.